Neocloeon triangulifer is the source of this 1561-nucleotide messenger RNA. RefSeq names its product tyrosyl-DNA phosphodiesterase 2-like. The transcript is spliced from 7 exons. Gene Ontology annotation, molecular function: single-stranded DNA binding; protein binding; 5'-tyrosyl-DNA phosphodiesterase activity. Gene Ontology annotation, cellular component: cytoplasm; PML body. The record is from RefSeq and is a predicted model, not a curated record. NCBI's taxonomy places the organism in Eukaryota, Metazoa, Arthropoda, Insecta, Ephemeroptera, Baetidae. Gene Ontology annotation, biological process: double-strand break repair. The coding region runs from base 146 to 1399 and encodes 417 amino acids.
CCCCUUAUCCCAUGUCCAUGUGGAUUGCAUCUUAAAAAUUACUUGGAGUCUUGGAGAUAAUUGAAAACAAAGUUAAUUAACAGCGCUGUAGAAGAUUAUUGUCCUGUUUUCACUCGUUUUUAUUGAGCUUUUGAGCAUCUGAAAGAUGGGCGACGCAGUAAAAAGGAAAAUAGACAGCAUAGAGACCGUGGAGCUCGGUGAUUCGAGCGACGAAGAAGUCCAGUUUGAAAGGGCAGAGUCUAAAUCUAAGAGACUGAACACAGGAACAGCAGCCGAUGGCAUAAUAUCUGACGUUCUUUUGUUAGACUCUGAUGAUGAUCUUCAAUCUGAAAAAAAGGAAGACGAGUCUGAAGCUCAGAAGUGCACAAGACUCGUAAAAGAGUUCAUUCUGAUCACAAAGACUGACAGCAAAGUCGCCGAGUUUUUCUUGAGUCAACACGACUGGAAACUUGAAAUCGCUGUCAAUGACUUCCUGAAUCUCAGUGGGGACAUUUUGGGAGAUGAGAAAAACUCUGCCUUGGCUAAUACUCUGAAGAAUGAGCCGUGGGCCAAAAAUGUUGCUUCGAGCUCAGAAGUGAAAGGAACAUUCAGUUUUAUAUCUUGGAACGUUGAUGGGCUGGACAAGCGAAAUCUUAGCCCUCGGACGGCUAAUCUAAUAAAAAUCCUAACCCAAGAAGCUCCAGAUAUUGUUUUCCUUCAAGAGGUUGUGCCAGAAACCAUUGAUGUGCUCAAAUCAAAUCUUUCGAAGUAUCAGUUUGUGGUGCAGGAUUACCCAAACCUCUCAGAAGCCUACUUUGUCACCACCUUGGUCAAGAAAGACACAGUCAAAGUAUUGAGCCAGAAAGAUGUGAGCUACAGCAAUACCCUAAUGAUGAGGGGUUUGCUUAGUGUUGAGGUGGAAGUGGCGAACAUCAAAAUGUGGCUCCUCAACACGCAUUUGGAAAGCACAGCUCAAUACAAGAAGGCCCGUGUUGACCAGCUUAAGCAAGUGUUCAAUGAUAUGUCUGAAAAGUCCCGAACCCACCACGUCCUCUUUGCUGGCGAUCUCAACUUGCGCGACACGGAACUCCCGCUGGCUGGUGGAAUACCGUCCGGAGCCCUCGAUCUGUGGGAGGCUUGUGACAAACGGGAGGCGUGCAAAUUCACCUGGGAUGCUGCGCGCAAUUCAAACAUCCAGUUUGGAAACUUCGGCAGUACCGAAGGCAACUCCAAAGGGACACAGUUCAAGCCGAGACUGCGUUUCGACCGUGCCUACCUGAGUGUCUGCAAAAAGGACAAGGCCGACAGAGUUGUUGCUAAUCACUUUGGACUUGUCGGCAUUGCCAAAGUACCUAACAUGCAGUGCUACACAAGUGACCAUUGGGGACUGCAAGUUUACUUCACUCUGAACAAGUGCUAAAAUAAAUGUUGAAGUGUACCUGAGAUUUACUUUUUCUCACUAUCAGAAAAGAAAUUAGUAAAAUGUUGUAUUCCUAAUUUGUGUAACUAAAUUUUGAGAAACAAUUCACCUAUUUCAUUUUUUGUCGUAUUUCCAAAAUAAAAUUUUCCCAAUUUGGUUUAA